AUGUGCAAAGUCAUCAUGAUCAAACAGGAAGCUAGUGGUAGUGAAAAGGAACAAGUUAAAUGGUCAGAUAAAAUGGAUUAUGCGUACAUCCACGCGAUGAUUAAACAACAAGAGACGGGCAAUAGGGUGAAUGGUACUUUCACACCAACUGCAUAUGCUCAAAUGUCAAAACCUGAGGCUGCGUCGUUAAGGACAAAAAAGAUUGCAUACUUCGAUGAGAUGUUGGUAUUAUUUGCAAGGGAUAGGGCAUCCGGUGCACAUGCUGAAACAGCGAAAGAAAGAAAUGCCCGAUUAAAUGAAAAUGAAAAUAUUCAAGUUGAAACAAUUAAAGAAGUUGAUGACAUAUUAGCUAACAAUGAAAUUCAUUUGGAGAACGAAUAUGUUGAUCUUGAUGAUGACAUUCAGGAUGUUAUUCCACCUCAUUUUUCACAAGAACAGUCUUCGGGUGCAAAGAAGUGUAAGAGUAAAAAGAGGAAAUUUGAAGACGAAGAAGAAGAAGAAGAUAUUAACUCAAAGAUAAUGAAAUCGGUUGAUAAUGUGGCUGGUGCUAUCAGGGAGGGUAAUAUAAUUUUUGAUAGAGCUUAUCCUCGGGAAUAUACAGGGGAAGAAAUUUAUAGAGAAUUGGAGUUGGUGGGUUUGGAACCCCAUGAAUUACUGAGGGCUCUAAAUUUUUUGGCAACAAAUCAAGCAAAAGCUAGGACAUUGUUCAGUUGUCCCCUUCAGAUACGGAUGAGUGUCCUCAAAGAUAUGAUGGGUGCACGUGAUUGA
Lactuca saligna is the source of this 768-nucleotide messenger RNA. Lineage: Eukaryota; Viridiplantae; Streptophyta; Magnoliopsida; Asterales; Asteraceae. The record is from the annotation of a GenBank genome assembly.